Molecule: messenger RNA, 300 nt
Organism: Symbiodinium sp. CCMP2592
Lineage: Eukaryota; Dinophyceae; Suessiales; Symbiodiniaceae
Source: the annotation of a GenBank genome assembly
AUGUGCCGUUGUGCACAAAUGAAAGCGGUGGCUUCUGCCAUGAACAGCAAGGCCAUCACUGGCAAGGAGCUGAAGGCGUCGUCCUUGGAUGCCCGAACGUGCUGUCGUCUCAUUGGGCGAAGCAUGAGCUCAAUGUUCGAUGUCCUGGCUGCCAUCUUCGUGCCGGAGAAAACAGAGGAUAGGCAAGACCUUAAGACCAUGGACAGAUGGCACCGCACCCAUCGAAGCAGGCGGAUGUCAGCUGAAAGCCACAGGCCUGUCCUGAGUCUGGUAGGGACAGCCGGGCCCUGCCACUUGUGA